Beauveria bassiana ARSEF 2860 is the source of this 705-nucleotide messenger RNA. RefSeq names its product sds23/moc1. The record is from RefSeq and is a predicted model, not a curated record. The transcript has 3 exons. Bases 1 to 705 code for a protein of 234 amino acids. Lineage: Eukaryota; Fungi; Ascomycota; Sordariomycetes; Hypocreales; Cordycipitaceae. Gene Ontology annotation, biological process: ribosomal large subunit assembly. Gene Ontology annotation, cellular component: preribosome, large subunit precursor.
AUGCCUACACGGAACGACAUUGCAUAUAGUGUUUGUGCGGCUUAUGCGGUCUGGCACUCUGUCGACGCACCGGUAGUUCCUUGCAUGCUCAAAGGGAUUGCCAUUGUACGACAUGUUUGCUGGUUGUCUAUGACGACCGCACAUACAAGGUCAAAAGACGGCAAUACAAGUAGACGCAUACAGCAGACAAACUCGAGCACGCAAGUAAGAGCCAGAGUAAAUGAUCCAACGCAUCGCCGAUCAAAGCGAACACGCGAUAGCUGCGAUCGUCGAACGCAAAAGUACAGGGUAGGUGUAUGGGCCAUAAUUGAGCUGGUCGGCCUUCCACCAAGUGCCACAUUCGAGUGGACCAAAAAUUCUUCACAUUUACAACAGCACCAGCUUCACAGCGAGCCCAGACCGAAAUUUACACCAAUAGAAGUGUCGCUCCAGGAGUCAUCCAAAGUAUAUGCACAAAUGUCAGAGAAGAAUAUCGAACUCGGAUUUUCAUCUGGUUACCUCCAGCGGCUCACACAGGAGUUGUCGGAGGAUCUGGACAAAGUCCGUAACGCGGAUGAUUUCAAGGCCGAGUCUGUACCGUUUUUGGUUCAUGCACUGGCGCAGGGUAGCCUUCAAUUCUCCAAGAAUGAUAAGAAGCGAAUAGUGCAGGCCAUGGAAGAGCAGAUAGAGGAUGAGCAGACAAAGGAUAAGCAAACAAAGCGAUGA